AUGAUACCAUCAAUAUCAGAAUGGAUCUAUGAGCAAAAACAAUCUACUACUUGUUGGCCAUUUCAUCAGCAAGGUUUUCAUUUACCAUUUGUUUUACCAUAUACUUCACAAACAACAUCAUCAUUAAAAACUAUUGAAGAACAAAUCUAUCCAAUAUCAAAUUCAAUAAUUACUUCAAGAAAACCUUUUCAAUUAAUCUCUCAGAAACAACCUAUUACUACAAAUACAAAUAAAUCUUCUUCAUUGAGUUUUUCUAUUGAAAGAAUUUUGGGUGAUAAUACUUUGACUAGAAAAACAUCAGUAUCAUCUUUAUCGUCAACCACAACAACAACAACAACAACUCUUGUUCAUAGUCGUGGUCAUAAAUCUUUACCAUAUCCAUUACGUAAAGAAAAUGGAAAAAUCAUUUAUGAAUGUGUACAAUGUUAUAAAACAUUUAGUCAAUUAUCAAAUCUUAAAGUACAUUUAAGAACUCAUACAAAUGAAAGACCAUUUGCAUGUACACAAUGUACAAAAUCAUUUACACAAUUUGCUCAUCUUCAAAAACAUACACUUGUUCAUUCAGGUGAACGACCAUAUUCAUGUCCAUAUUGUCCAAAAAGAUUUUCAUCAACAUCAAAUUUAAAAACACACCUUCGUUUACAUACAGGUGAUAAACCGUAUC
This is a messenger RNA of Rotaria sordida, 664 nucleotides long. The record is from the annotation of a GenBank genome assembly. Lineage: Eukaryota; Metazoa; Rotifera; Eurotatoria; Philodinida; Philodinidae.